Molecule: messenger RNA, 1029 nt
Organism: Aspergillus aculeatinus CBS 121060
Lineage: Eukaryota; Fungi; Ascomycota; Eurotiomycetes; Eurotiales; Aspergillaceae
Product: putative aldehyde reductase
Exons: 5
Coding region: 1-1029 (342 amino acids)
Molecular function (GO): oxidoreductase activity, acting on the CH-OH group of donors, NAD or NADP as acceptor
Source: RefSeq, a predicted model, not a curated record
AUGACUAUCUCUACCGACUAUACCCUACCAAUCGACUCUUGGGUCGUGGUGACGGGAGCCAACGGCUACAUCGCCUCCCAGGUGAUCAACGCUUUUCUCGCCAAAGGCUAUAAAGUGCGAGGCACUGUACGCUCGGAGAAGCCAUGGCUUGUCGAGGGCUUUCAAUCCAAGUACGGCCCCGGCAGGUUCGAAACCGCGAUCGUUCCCCGACUGGAAGAUGAAGGGGCUCUGGAUGUCGUGGUGCAAGAUGCAGGUGGUAUUGUCCACGCUUCCGACAUGUCUUAUCGCCCCCACCCAAACGAUGUGAUCCCCGGGGUAGUCGCAGCGACAAUGAACGUCUUGACCGCCGCGCAAAAGGCGCCAUCCAUCAAACGAGUGAUUCUUACCUCUUCCGUGAAUGCAGCAUGUCUUGCAAUGGAUGAUGCAUUUGGAUCGCCAAGCAAGACUGUGGACCAGAGCACUUGGAACGAUGCUGCAGUAGCGGCUGCCUGGGACUCCGACACUCCAGAACAUAUGAAGCCCAGCACUGUGUACACUGCCGCCAAGGCCACCGCUGAGCGCAACGCGUGGAACUGGAUGAAGGAGCACAAGCCGCAUUUCACCUUGAACACGGUUCUUCCAAACAUAAAUUUCGGCACAAUCCUAUUCCCUGAGCAUCAAGGCACGUCGAUGCGCCUCACUCGUACUUUGCUCGAUGGAAGUGAUUUUGUCAUGAAGAUAAUCCCACCACAUUGGUAUGUUGACGUGGAGGACACGGCGCGUCUCCAUGUCAUUGCAUUGCUCGACCCUGCCGUGCAAUCCGAGCGCAUCUUCGCGGCCGCAGCCCCGUACAACUGGGCGGAGGUGUUGACGAUUCUCCGAGAGCUACGGCCUGAGAAUAACCAAAUCCCCGAUGCCUACGAUCCAGUGAAGGAGAAAUUUGACCUUGUGCCCUCCAAGCGCGCUGAGGAAUUACUGCAAAGCUUCUAUGGCAAGCCUGGGUGGACUUCACUGAGGGAAUCUUUGGUUAACGGUAUUGAGGGAUACUGA